Zootermopsis nevadensis is the source of this 1831-nucleotide messenger RNA. The record is from RefSeq and is a predicted model, not a curated record. Lineage: Eukaryota; Metazoa; Arthropoda; Insecta; Blattodea; Termopsidae.
AUGGUUAGAAAACUCUGUACAGUUACAGAAGUAUAGAAAGACGGACGUGUUCAUAGAAAGCUCUGAUUAAGUUUUGAAUUUCAUUAUGGGACUCAAGUGUGAUCCUUCCAAAUCUCAUAAAAAAUCGGGAUGCAGGAAAUGGUGGCGAAAAUUGUCGUGCGUACGAAGGAAUGUAUCACCAUGCGAGAAAAAUGUCCUUGAAGCUUCAGAACGGACUGCGACUACCUCACCAGAAGCCAAACAUGAGGUGCCGGGUGAGACUUCUGACACAGUUAGACCCAAACCCACCAGCACAAUACAGGCGUCUGAAGAUCAAAAUAAACUCACUUUUGAAGAGAUAGGAGAGUUGAUAGAGAAGUGUUUCAACGAUGAAGAUGCAGAUACUGUAGAGGUGUCGGGUGAGACUUGUGACCCAUUUAGACCCAAAUCCACCAACACAAUACAGGUGUCUGAAGAUCAAAAUAAACUCACUUUUGAAGAGAUAGGAGAGUUGAUAGAGAAGUAUUUCAACGGCGAAGAUGCAGAUACUGUAGAGGUGCCGGGUGAGACUUGUGUCCCAGUUAGACCCAAAUCCACCAGCACAAGUCAGGCGUCCGAAGAUCAAAAUAAACUCACUUUUGAAAAGAAAGGACAGUUGAUAGAGAAGUGUUUCACCGGUGAAGAUGCAGAUACUGUAGAGGUGCCAGGUGAGACUUGUGACACAGUUAGACCCAAAUCCACCAGCACAAGUCAGGCAUCUGAAGAUAAAAGUAAACUUAGUUUUGAAGAGAAACUACAGUUGAUAGAAACGUUUUUCAAGAGUCAAAUUGCAGAUACUGCAGAGAUGCCGCGUGAGACUUCUGACACAGUUAGACCCAAACACACCAGCACAAGUAAGGCGUCUGAAGAUCAAAAUAAACUCACUUUUGAAAAGAAAGGACAGUUGACAGAGAAGUGUUUCAACGGCGAAGAUGCAGAUACUGUAGAGGUGCCGGGUGAGACUUGUGUCCCAGUUAGACCCAAAUCCACCAGCACAAGACAGGCGUCUGAAGAUCAAAGUAUUCUCACUUUUAAAGAGAAACGACAGUUGAUAGAGGAGUGUUUCAAGAGUGAAAAUGCAGAUACUGCAGAGCCGACUGAGACUUGUGACCCAGGUAGACCCAAAUCUACCAACACAAUACAGGCGUCUGUAAGAGUGAAGAUGCAGAUACUGCAGAGACGGCUGAGACUUGUGACCCAGAAACGACAGUUGAUAGAGGAGUGUUUCAAGAGGGAAAAUGCAGAUACUGCAGAGCCGACUGAGACUUGUGACCCAGGUAGACCCAAAUCUACCAACACAAUACAGGCGUCUGAAGAUCAAAGUAUUCUCACUUUUAAAGAGAAACGACAGUUGAUAGAGGAGUGUUUUAAGAGUGAAGAUGCAGAUACUGUAGAGGUGCCGGGUGAGAUUUGUGUCCCAGUUAGACCCAAAUCCACCAGCACAAGACAGGCGUCUGAAGAUCAAAGUAUUCUCACUUUUAAAGAGAAACGACAGUUGAUAGAGGAGUGUUUCAAGAGUGAAAAUGCAGAUACUGCAGAGCCGACUGAGACUUGUGACCCAGGUAGACCCAAAUCUACCAACACAAUACAGGCGUCUGAAGAUCAAAAUAAACUCACUUUUGAAGAGAAAGGACAGUUGAUAGAGAAGUGUUUCAACUGUGAAGAUGCAGAUACUGUAGAGGUGCCGGGUGAGACUUGUGACCCGGUUCUGUCUCCUCCAACUCCUUUUGGCCGGGCUUUAUUCAGCAGUUUCUCCUGCCUCGCUCCUUCGAUGUCUCAUCGCAGUCCCCUACGCCCCCUCGACCCUUUGUGA